AUGCGCGACCUGUGCUCGGAGUUAAAGGAUGAGCUUCUUCUAAUUGCCUAUGAAUUAGCCCCGGAAUUAGCUGCUGGCGGUGCGUUUGGGAACCUACGCAUGGGCCAGAGCUCAGAUUUUGCCUCCAAUUUUGUGUCGAAGCUGCUUGGCGGCGACGAUGCUGCUCUCAUCACUUCUCGUAUUGAAACGGUGACAAGAGUCACCAAAUCUAGAUAUAAGCUGCAUUACAAAGGUGAAUGGGAGCUGGAGAUCAUCAUCAGCAGUGUCAAGAGGUUGUCAGACAUAAGGUCUUUCCUACUUUCCAAAGAGCUCGGCCUAGCAUAUAACGCCGGCUCACUUCAUUCCAGGCGCAAGGUCGUCCUUGCAGAGACUGUUUCCCUAGACACGCCCGCAAUCGUACAGGAGGAAGAGGAUCAACUUGACAGGAGCUUGGAUCAAAGUGCUGUCGAAGUGGACGAAAAGCCCGAAAUAAAAUUCAAGUACAAGCCAGUCGUCAAUCUUGGCGAGUGUAUCGACAUUUACAUCCUGCACAGGCCUAAAAGACACAGGCAUUCCCAGAGAAGCUAG
Messenger RNA from Torulaspora globosa, 567 nucleotides. It is a transcript of the gene SAW1, whose product is annotated as DNA-binding protein SAW1. The record is from RefSeq and is a predicted model, not a curated record. Gene Ontology annotation, biological process: double-strand break repair via single-strand annealing, removal of nonhomologous ends. Gene Ontology annotation, molecular function: flap-structured DNA binding. NCBI's taxonomy places the organism in Eukaryota, Fungi, Ascomycota, Saccharomycetes, Saccharomycetales, Saccharomycetaceae. The coding region runs from base 1 to 567 and encodes 188 amino acids. The transcript has a single exon.